Zea mays is the source of this 1636-nucleotide messenger RNA. RefSeq lists its product as uncharacterized. NCBI's taxonomy places the organism in Eukaryota, Viridiplantae, Streptophyta, Magnoliopsida, Poales, Poaceae. The record is from RefSeq and is marked validated. Gene Ontology annotation, molecular function: DNA binding. Gene Ontology annotation, biological process: regulation of DNA-templated transcription; response to hormone. Gene Ontology annotation, cellular component: nucleus.
AUCCAUCUAUCGCUUGUGUUAAUUAUAUUGUAUCCUCCCUGCCUCCGUCCCAAUCUUCCUCCCUCCCUCCGCUUCGCCAAACCCUAGUUACUCGCAAGUCGCAAGACAAUGGAGCCGCAGCCACCGCUCCCCCUCGCCAACGGCCACGGCAACAGCAUCGUCGACCGCGACGUCUGGCUGGCCUGCGCCGCCCCGCUCUCCCGCCUCCCCACCGUCGGCGACGAUGUCUACUACUUUCCCGAUGGCCACGCCGAGCAGUGCCCCGCGCACCUGCCAGCGCCGCUCCCCGCGCCGCACUUCUUCCCCUGCACCGUCACCGACAUCAGCCUCGGCGCGGACGACAAGACCGACGAGGUGUUCGCCAAAAUCUCCCUCAGGCCAGGCCUCGCCGCCGCUUCUCGUCCGGACCCCGGCAGCAGCAACAGCCCGCCGCGGGAGCCCCUCAGCUACUCCAUCAAGGAGCUCUCGCAGAGCGACGCCAACGGCGGUGGAUCCUUCUGCGUCCCGCGCUACUGCGGGGACCACGUAUGGCCCAAGGUCGACUUCGAGGCCGACCCGCCCAUGCAGAACCUCGUCAUGCACGACACCACGGGCAAACAGUGGGAGUUCCGCCACGUCUACCGCGCCAAGCAGCCCCGACACGUGCUCACCACCGGCUGGAGCAAGUUCGUCAACGCCAAGCUGCUCGUCGCGGGGGACAUCAUCGUCUUCAUGCGCCGCCCCAACGGCGACCUCAUCGUCGGCCUGCGCCGCAUGCCCAGGUACGCGGGCACCUUGCACCGCCCGGGGACCGGGGGCGACGCCCAAGACCCGGAUCAGCCGCCCCCGCCCCCGCCCCGCAACGCGCUCGCGCGGGUGCCGCCCAAGGACGUCAUGGAGGCCGCGCGCCUCGCCGCCGAGGGCAGGCCCUUCACGGUCACCUACUACCCGAGGAAGGCCGCCGGAGAGUUCGUCGUCCCGCGCAACGAGGUGGAAGGCGUGCUCGACACCCUCUGGGAGCCAGGCUCGCACGUACUCAUGCAGUUCGCGGAGGCCGAGGACACACGGCGCACCAUGUGGGCCGACGGCCACGUCAAGGCGAUCCACCAGAAAAUCUGGCGGGCGCUCGAGAUCGACUGGGAUGUUGCCUCCUCUGCAAUUUCAGCACAACUGGGCAGAUUUGUGAAUGCUUGGCAAGUCCAGCGUAUUGCCUACCCUUCUAUUUGCGGCGGCCUUGGAGAUUUAUGUUACCCACUGCCACUGAUGGAGUCGGAAAGCCAGGUCAUGGCCAUGAUAUUGGAGCAGAUGCCACCGCGUACAAGUGCUUCUCCUCCCAACAACCCGCCGCGUCCAGGUCCAGGCCAAAAAGUGAACACCAUAAUGCUCUUCGGCGCCACAAUCCACGUUGUGCAGAGUGAUACCGACGAUGAUGGUUAUGAACAGCUGAAUCGAGAUCCUCCUCCUAAUGCUGCUGGUGGUGGUGAUGAUAUGGAUCAUGACAGUGCUGAAAAUAUAUAAACUCUGAUUCUGUAAUCCAUCCAUUGCUUGAAAAUUUGCAAUUGCAUCGUGUGGAACUAAGCAGCUGUUUGGUUGCCCGCGUCCAUCGGUGCAUGGCCCAUCGGAUGCAAAAAUAAAACGAGUCUAGUUGUUUGGUUGA